GCUCCCGUUACGCAACCUGGCAACCCGCGAGAGUCAGAGUGAAGGAGAGGCAGAUUGACUCCCCGCAGGGAUUCAUCAGGUUACACACAGUGCUCUUCAGAUGGCUAACGGAGAGGAGUAAGUUGGAAAACGGUGGCAAAAACACCCCAAAGUCAUCCGGCUGGCUUCUCACUUCACCAACCGCGACACAAUGGAGCAAGAAUUCGAGGAUAUUGAUUCGUCCGGGAAAUGGCAGAACCUUUACAAUGACAUCCGCAACCAAGCCAUUGAAUAUCCGUACAAAGUAGCUAAGCUUCCAAUGAACAGGAAUUUGAAUCGCUACAGAGACGUCAGCCCAUAUGAUCACAGUCGGGUAAAGCUUGAAAACGCUGACAAUGACUACAUUAACGCGAGUUUAGUCGCUGUGAAAGAAGCCGAGAGAGCUUACAUUCUAACUCAGGGCCCUUUGAGGAAUACGUGUGGCCAUUUCUGGUUGAUGGUCUGGGAGCAAUGUUCUAAAGCCGUUAUAAUGCUCAACAGAGUGAUAGAGAAAGGAUCUGAAAAGUGUGCUCAGUACUGGCCCACUUCAGAGGAGCUGCAGAUGUCCUUCACUGACACGGGUUUUGUUGUUCGACUGUUGUCAGAAGAGGACCAAUCCCAUUAUACAAUCAGGGUGCUAGAACUAGAGAACACAAAGACGGGGGAAUCCAGAGAGAUCUACCACUUUCACUACACCACGUGGCCUGAUUUCGGGGUGCCAGAAUCUCCCGCCUCUUUCCUCAACUUCCUCUUCAAGGUGCGGGAGUCUGGUUCCCUGGGGCCUGAAUAUGGGCCCUCAGUGGUGCACUGCAGCGCUGGGAUUGGACGCUCGGGAACGUUUGCCUUGGUGGACACUUGCCUGGUCUUGAUGGACAGGAGUAGGAGCUCGUCAUCUGUGGACAUACAGAAGGUGCUGCUGGAUAUGAGGGAAUAUCGCAUGGGCCUGAUCCAGACCCCUGACCAACUGCGCUUCUCCUACAUGUCCAUCAUCGAGGGAGCCAAGCUCAUUCUGACCUAUAGCUCUGCAGAACAGAACUCACAGAUUGGCCUGUUCAGAGAAGACCUGGAGUCGGAUCUACAACCUCCAACGCCUCCGCCCAGACCUCACCUCAAUGCCAGCAGGCCCAACGGCCCUUGCUUGGAGCCACAGCCCAGCACAGGGGACCACCUCUCAUCGAGGGAUUCAGACUGCCACAACAUGGCAGAGAACUCUGUGCAGUAAGUGAUAGUUCAGCACGUUUGGAAUGAGUGUCCUCACACAGAUAAACAUCACCAGAGUUGCACCGAUCAAGCAUUUGUGAACAGUUUUUGAUAGAAAAUGUAGCAUUAAGUUUUAAAAGCUUUUGGCUAACUACUUCUAACUGUUAAACUAAAAAAUAAAUCAACUAAA
This is a messenger RNA of Poecilia latipinna (sailfin molly), 1408 nucleotides long. RefSeq names its product protein tyrosine phosphatase non-receptor type 2. Bases 191 to 1240 code for a protein of 349 amino acids. The transcript has 8 exons. Gene Ontology annotation, biological process: peptidyl-tyrosine dephosphorylation; negative regulation of receptor signaling pathway via JAK-STAT; negative regulation of ERK1 and ERK2 cascade. NCBI's taxonomy places the organism in Eukaryota, Metazoa, Chordata, Actinopteri, Cyprinodontiformes, Poeciliidae. Gene Ontology annotation, cellular component: cytoplasm; nucleus. The record is from RefSeq and is a predicted model, not a curated record. Gene Ontology annotation, molecular function: non-membrane spanning protein tyrosine phosphatase activity; protein kinase binding.